AAAUACCAUCAUAGCUUCGACUUCUUCUUUUCUCCUGUCCUGUCUUUCUUGACACUUUAUCGCAACUUUAUAUCCUUCAUAUCCCGAACCUUCAGCCUCGCAACCCGAUUUUCAUCUACUACCUUAAUCAACAACCACAACCCCAAUAAUUCACAAUGGCCGGCGGACAUGACGAAGAUCUGAUGCCCGAGGACAACUCGGGCUACAAGCUCUCUCAGCCCAAGCAGUCCUUGGCUGAGUACCAAAAGAUGGACGAGAACGACGAGUCCCUCAAGCGCUACAAGGAGUCCCUCGGCCUCGGCGGCGGCAAUGACCUGUCUGACCCCAACGACCCGCGCGUGUGCAUCAUCCACUCGCUCUCCAUGGAGUCUCCCGGCCGGGAGCCCGUCGUGAUCGACCUCUCGACCCCGGGCUCGCUCGAGGACCUCAAGAAGCACCCCUUCACCAUCAAGGAGGGUGCCAAGUUCACCAUGAAGGCGCAGUUCAAGGUGCAGCACGAGAUCCUGAGCGGUCUGCACUACGUCCAGACGGUCAAGCGCGGCAAGAUCAGGAUCCCCGGUGGCAAGACGAGCGAGAUGAUUGGAAGCUAUGCGCCCAACACGGAUAAGAAUCCUAUUUAUACCAAGACUUUCGCCGAGGAGGAGGCCCCCUCUGGUAUGCUCGCCCGCGGCAACUACAACGCCGUCUCUCGCUUCGUCGACGACGAUGGCAAGACCCAUCUCGAGUUCGAGUGGAGCUUCGACAUUGCCAAGGAUUGGUAAAUUGCUUCCGCUUCGUUCGAUUAGAUAGAUCGUCGUGAUCGCCAUCGUUCAUCGUCAUCAUCAUCAUCUCGUUCUCCUCCUCGCCUUUUAGCCAGCCAGCCGGCUCGGUCGGCUAGUCGGCCGCAUGGGAUAUACAACACACAUACGUACGCCUUCGCUGUGGGGCAUGCCGUGACUGUCAUAGUCCAGUGGGAGGAGGAGGAGGAGGAAGAGGAGAAUGGGGGGGAUGCGCCUCGGCGUAUUGAGGAGCGAGCUCGAAAGAGGAUCAAGACGGGAAUCAAUCGAUCGCUGAGGAAGAAAGACGACAACACGCGCCAGAAGUCCUCUCUGCCGGCUUCGAAUAUGAAGAAGCAGGAGAAGAGAUACUACUACACUACCGCAACUUAACAAGGGAAAGCGACGUCUGUUUCACCUUGUCUACAUAUGGAUAGGAAAGGAGGGGAAAUGGACAGGACGCAAGCGAAUGGAAUGGAAUAGG
This is a messenger RNA of Neurospora tetraspora, 1239 nucleotides long. RefSeq names its product putative RhoGDI group protein. Gene Ontology annotation, cellular component: cytosol; cytoplasm; membrane. Gene Ontology annotation, biological process: Rho protein signal transduction. The transcript has 3 exons. The record is from RefSeq and is a predicted model, not a curated record. Gene Ontology annotation, molecular function: Rho GDP-dissociation inhibitor activity; protein binding. Bases 156 to 761 code for a protein of 201 amino acids. NCBI's taxonomy places the organism in Eukaryota, Fungi, Ascomycota, Sordariomycetes, Sordariales, Sordariaceae.